CGUUUACUUUAACUACACCCGCACUUUUUUGCCACUCUGUGUGUGCGUGCGCGCGCGCGUGUGUGUGUGGGUGGGUGGGUUGUUUGGUUGGCGGCGGUGCGCGUGCAGGUCAGUGAUGUUUACGUUUUCAUAGCACGGGCGGCGGAUACACUGAGCGCGCGCGCGUGCAGCACCGCUACGGACACAGAGCGCCCUCACGCACGCACGCGCGCAUAUCACGAUCGGUCGACACCGUGAGGCGGCGCGUAACCGACACCGACACCGUGCCUGUUUUUGUUUUUCUUGUGCUUUCGAGGAACGUGCGUGACGUUUGUUCGAAGCUCGUGGAGUGUUUCCGGUUUUGGGACUCGCGCACAUCAUGUAUCCGCAUGGACGACCGCAGGCUCCGUUGGUGCCAGGCCACGCGGGCAUGAAGUUCACCGUUCUGGAGACGUUGGACCACAUCAAAGAGGAGUUCCAGCUUUUCCAGGCUCAGUACCACAGUCUGAAGUUGGAAUGUGAGAAAUUGGCCACGGAGAAGACAGAGAUGCACAGGCAUUACAUCAUGUACUACGAGAUGUCGUACGGGCUGAAUAUCGAGAUGCAGAAGCAGGCGGAGAUUGUGAAGCGGCUCAGUGCUAUAUGCACUCAGAUUAUCCCUCUCCUGUCCCAAGAGCAUCAGCACCAGGUGGCUCAAGCAGUUGAAAGAUCCAAGCAUGUGAGCAUGGCCGACCUGAAUGCUAUCAUAGGGCAACAGCAGCUCCAGCACCUGUCCCAUCAUGCUCCAGGCUUCCCCCUGACACCACACCAGUCAGGCUUGUCUCUCGGAGCAGGAGUCGGUCUCAUGGCCCUCCCCGGAGCUUUCCCAUUCCCCCCACAUCUGGUGCCUAAAGACGACGUCACUCACCUCGAUUCUGUGGAUCCCAGAGACGGCGCUCCAAACAGGAGUUUUGCAGAAUCGGCUGCAGUGAGUCAGUCUGUGGCUCAGAGGCUGCCUCUGCCUCUAGGCUGUUCAGUCGAGUCGGUGACAGACAGCAAGAGAAGCAGCGCAGAAGGAAAACCUCGCGUUCCCACACCCCGGGACAGAGACGUGGAAAAAAAUGAGGACAGUUUGAAACGGGACAGCACUAAAGAGAAGAGCGUAUCUCCAGCAGCAGGGUCUCCCAGGUCCGCUGAUGGGAACGGCGUGGACAGCCGAAAUUCGUCCAGAGACGUCCGAUCGCCUUCCUCUGGCUUCUCACAUACACACACACCCAACCAGCACAAGAGCCCUCCUCAGGAGAAAGCGCGCUCUCGUUCUCCAUCUCCUUCACAUGACGCUCCAUCUCCUGCACCUCCUCCUCCUCCUGCUUGUCCUCUGUCCUCCCCAGCAUGUGCUCCCUCUCCUCCUGUCCAGCACUAGGACCCCACUCCGCUUCAUGGAGUGAGACGGGUGGGAGAUGAAGUGGCCCUCCCUCACCCACCCACCAAACCCAGCACACACCGGCUCCGUCCCAUAGUGCAACGGGGUCGAGGUCCAGGUGCCUUGCAGGGGUUGUGCAUUUGUCCACCGGGUCUUGGAGCUGUACACAAUCUGCGUUCACUACACUGCAGGGCCAUCCCAGCAGCACAGCUUAGCACGCCAAUCAAUCAGCUGUUACAGUGAUUGACAGGUCUAUCAGCCAAUCAGGCAGCUGGAGUGCUGUGGCAAAGCUGAGCAUUAUGUAAGGAAGUGAGAACAAGUCCUGUUGACCCUUGAUGACCAUGGGAAAUUUAAAACCUAGCAAACAAAGACACAGAAAUUGACUAAUAACUCCUGGAUAAACAACAACCUUUAAGACUGGUGUGUAGCUCGACCGGAUCUUUGGCGAAGAAGGUGACCUUUAUGUUGUCUUUUAUACUCUCACUUUAUGCACUGAGAGCGUCAUUUCUGCAUUCCUCAUAGCCACAUGUGCACGAGUACACAGACGUCUACUGCUGGAGAUGACUUGAGAUGACUGGAGGACACAGGCUGUAAAGAGACUGUAAUUUUAUAUUAUUUUUUUUUAAGUCUUUUUUUGCCAUCUUCAGCACAUACCUGCUUAGUUUAUCUCUCACGCUUGCAAAUGCCACUCUAUGCUUUUACUCACUCUGUAACCAGUAUUUCAAGUAUUCACGUACCUUAGAUUCUUCAGCUGGUCACCUGGAGCCGCCUUCUACAGCAGCCGGGAACAUCAAAUUCCCCAAAUUUUCUUAUAAUUAAAAGAAAAUGACAUAAAAAUGAACUAGAAUCUGUAAUAAAGGGAGUAAUGUUCAGAAUGCUGUCCUAUCAUUAAGAGAUGUGAAGUGUAGAAUUAAAUGUAGGGACACACUGUCCCGCUGGAGACACACACACAAGCGUGCGUGCGCACACACACACACACACACAAGAAAUCCUGAUCUCUAUUGGCAGGUCAAUAUUUUAAACAAGACAACCAUCUCAAGUCAACAUUUUUUUGUAAAAGCACCUUGAAGUAUGAACUUUUUCAACCUUACCUGAGUGAAUACACAGUAAAGACAGAGCUACUGUUAUUGUAUUGCAUUUGGCUCUUUUUCCACCACGUCUUUUUUAAUUAAAGAAUAAUCUUUUUUUUUAAAUAUUAUUAGCAGCAAAGCCGUAUGAGGCAAAUAUUUUAUACCCUUUCUAGAUAAAAUUGAACAAUCCGAACAAUUAUUUUCCACUAAAUUAUUUCCCCAUUCAAUUUUUACCCUCCGUUUCUUCUCUAUAGUGUUUACUAAACACUAUCCCAAACACAUUGAAUUUUAUCCCCAGGUUAAAUCUAAUUUAUGACCCUAUAGAACACACAAAGUCCAAGACAUAUUAUAUGUCUAUUUCUUAGAAAUCAGUUGAAACUUUUCAUUCAGUUGUGGGCUUUUUGGAGGCAGAUUCGUGCCUGUGCAACGGUCUCUGUAUUUGUGAUACAGCUGAACUGAUUCAAAACAAGUUGGCGAUUGUGACUGAAUCAUGUGCAUGACUCUUUUUAUUUCUGUUAUUCAGAAAUAUUAAAUGACUUUACUUUAACAUUGUGUUUCUCUCUUGUUCUCUUUUUGACCUCCCAAUAAAUAGAGUUAACAUCUGCUUUGAA
Tachysurus fulvidraco (yellow catfish) is the source of this 3062-nucleotide messenger RNA. It is a transcript of the gene tle2c, whose product is annotated as TLE family member 2, transcriptional corepressor c. Gene Ontology annotation, molecular function: transcription corepressor activity; protein binding. NCBI's taxonomy places the organism in Eukaryota, Metazoa, Chordata, Actinopteri, Siluriformes, Bagridae. The transcript is spliced from 14 exons. The record is from RefSeq and is a predicted model, not a curated record. Gene Ontology annotation, cellular component: nucleus; transcription regulator complex. Gene Ontology annotation, biological process: regulation of DNA-templated transcription; negative regulation of canonical Wnt signaling pathway. The coding region runs from base 359 to 1381 and encodes 340 amino acids.